CACUUGUAGGUACUUGGAGGUAUUUGACGGAGCUGGGUACCAUGCCAUUGUACACGGUGACAGUGGCCACGGGGAGCCAGUGGUUUGCGGGUACGGAUGACUACAUCUAUAUCACUCUGGUGGGGAUUGAGGGCAGCAGCGAGAGGACCCUCUUGGAUAAACCUCUCUACAAUGACUUUGAAAGAGGCGCGGUGGACUCCUAUAAUGUGCAUGUGGGGGAGAACCUGGGUGCGAUAGUCCUGGUGAAGUUGGAGAAGAACAAGUACUGGGUGCAGGACGACUGGUACUGCCGCUACAUCACGGUCAAGACGCCCGAUGGGGACUACAUAGAGUUCCCUUGUUUCCGUUGGCUCACCGACAACAAAGAGGUGGUGCUCAGGGACGGGGCAGCUCACCUCCCCCAAGAUGAUAAGACUAGCCUGGUCAAGCAGCACCGCCAGAAAGAGCUGGAGACAAGACGCAAAAUGUACAGAUGGAAGGAGUGGCAACCUGGUUUCCCUAUGAGCAUCGAUGCCAACCGCCACAGAGACCUGCCUCGAGACAUCCAGUUUGACAGUGAGAAGGGAGUGGACUUUGUGCUCAACUACAGCAAGGCUAUCGAGAACCUGUUUGUGAACCAGUUUAUGCACAUGUUCCAGUCAUCUUGGAAUGACUUUUCUGAUUUUGAGAAGAUUUUUGCGAGAAUCAAAAACACCAUAUCAGAGUACGUGAUGAAACACUGGAAGGAGGAUUUCAUGUUUGGAUAUCAGUUCCUAAAUGGCUGUAAUCCUGUGGUGAUCCAGAAGUGCACCAAAAUUCCAGAAAAGUUUCCUGUCACAAAUGAGAUGGUUAAAGUCAGCCUAGAGAGAGAGCUCACACUGGAGGAAGAAGUUAAGGCCGGUAACAUCUACAUUGCAGACUAUGAGGUUUUGGACGGCAUCACUGCAAACGCCACAGACCCGUGCACUUUGCAGUAUGUAGCUGCUCCCAUCUGCCUGCUCUACAAGAACCUGCGCAACAAGAUCAUGCCUGUAGCCAUUCAGCUUAGACAGGCCCCAGGAGAAGACAACCCCAUCUUCUUGCCCACAGACUCUAAGUAUGACUGGCUCCUGGCAAAGAUUUGGGUGCGCUCCACAGACUUCCACCACCACCAGACCAUUACCCACCUCCUGCGCACCCACCUGAUGACUGAGGUGUUUGGGAUCGCCAUGUACAGGCAGCUGGCAGCGGUGCAUCCGGUCUAUAAGCUCCUCAUCCCUCACAUCCGCUUCACCAUCGCCAUUAACACCAAGGCCAGGGAGCAGCUCAUCUGUGAGUGUGGCAUCUUUGAUAAGGCCAAUGCCGUAGGAGGAGGAGGACAUGUGGAGCUGGUGCAGAGAGCAGUGAAGAGCCUCACCUUCAGGUCUCUGUGUUUCCCUGAUAUGAUCAAAGCUCGAGGCAUGGAUGAUCCAGAGGACGUGCCCACAUACUUCUACAGAGACGACGGCUACCAGGUCUGGGACGCAACCAAGAGUUUUGUGUCUGACGUGGUUCAUAUUUACUACAAAAGCAACGAGGCCGUUCAAGCAGAUGAAGAGAUCCAGGCCUUUGUCAAAGACGUGUGUAGCUUUGGCAUGCAAGACUUUGACCACUGUGAGUUCCCCAAGUCUUUGAAGAACCGUGAGGAGCUGGUGGAGUACCUGACCGUGGUGGUGUUCACAGCCUCCUCUCAGCACGCAGCCGUCAACUUUGGACAGUACGACUGGUGCUCAUGGAUCCCCAACGCUCCCUCCACCAUGAGGAAGCCCCCUCCCACACAGAAGGGUGUGGCUGAUGUCAACCUGAUCAUACAUAGUCUGCCAGACAGGGGGCGCUCCAGCUGGCACCUUGGAGCAGUGUGGGCCCUGAGCCAGUACCAGGAGAACGAGCUGUACCUGGGCAUGUACCCCGACGAACACUUCAUCGAGAAGCCAGUGAAGGCGGCCAUGGAGAACUUCAGGGAGAAGCUGUCCCAGAUCAGUGGCGCCAUCAAGAGGAGGAACGAGGGAAAGAAACUGCCCUACCACAACAUGUCUCCAGAUCGCAUCCCCAACAGUGUGGCCGUGUGAGAGGGAGCGCUGGUCUGUGUAAGGCAAAGGGCCGCCCGCUAUGAGAAAAUGUAACUGCUCACACAUUACAGAAACGAAUACCAAUGUUUGUUAAAUGAUUUGAAAUUAUAAUCAGAAGAAGGCUUGAUUAUUGGUUUGUUU
This is a messenger RNA of Periophthalmus magnuspinnatus, 2207 nucleotides long. It is a transcript of the gene alox5a, whose product is annotated as arachidonate 5-lipoxygenase a. Lineage: Eukaryota; Metazoa; Chordata; Actinopteri; Gobiiformes; Gobiidae. Gene Ontology annotation, biological process: lipid oxidation; linoleic acid metabolic process. Gene Ontology annotation, cellular component: nuclear envelope. The coding region runs from base 42 to 2066 and encodes 674 amino acids. The transcript has 14 exons. Gene Ontology annotation, molecular function: iron ion binding; arachidonate 5-lipoxygenase activity; protein binding. The record is from RefSeq and is a predicted model, not a curated record.